UUGGUUCUUUCGUUUAUUAUUUUUUUUUUCCGUAAAAUGCAUCUUUGGGGACACAGGUAGUUUACACACAGCCUCGGGUUGAAUAUGUGAAUGAGCCUCGUGAUAUCUAUCCAGGAGUUGGUAGCGGAAAGCAGCGUUGACUGAACCGGGAUAUUAAGCCGCCGAUAUCACCUUUAUCUGCCUCGAAGAUGCCCCUUUACGGUCCUAACAUGACUUGGUGCCGCCAACUUGUAGGCCGGACAAACGCUCCAAGACGAUGCUUUAGUAUCGCUAAAAACAAUGGCACACACAAGGAGCGGGUAGUGAUCCUUGGCUCAGGUUGGGCAGGGUAUGGUUUCGCUCGCACUCUUGACCCAGCCAAGUACGAGCGCAUUAUCAUCUCGCCACGCUCCUACUUUGUCUUCACCCCGUUGCUAGCCUCCACAUCUGUCGGCACCCUCGAGUUUCGCACCAUUCUGGAGCCAGUCCGCCGUAUCCCGGGAAAGAUUGGCUUCUAUCAGGGCUGGGCCGACGACAUCGACUUUGAACGGAAGAUCAUUAGUGUUGAGACGAACGCGGCCGAGGAGGCCGCGAGCAAGACGGUCAUCCCCGCUCCUUCUCCCUCAUCAUCAUCAGAAACCGGCGGGCCGGGCAAGGCACCCAAGGGCGACCUCAUCGAGAUCCCUUACGACAAGCUUGUGAUCGCUUGCGGCGCGUACAGCCAAACCUUUGGCAUCGAGGGAGUCCGCGAAUAUGCACACUUCCUCCGCGACAUCGGCGACGCCCGGCGCAUCCGCCUUCGCGUCCUCUCCCUCUUUGAGCAGUGCGCCUAUCCCCGCGGGUCCGACCACCUCAGCGACGACGACAAGCGCCAGCUCCUCCACUUCGCCAUCGUGGGCGGCGGACCGACCGGCAUCGAAUUCGCCGCCGAGCUCCACGACCUUAUCCGCGAUGACCUCGCCCCCAUCUACCCCGAGCUCGCCCCGCUGGUCAGCAUCACGGUCUACGACGUGGCCCCCAAGGUUCUUCCAAUGUUCGACCGGGCGCUCGCAAAGUACGCCAUGGACACCUUCUCACGACAAAACAUCAAGGUCAAGACCGAGCACCAUCUCGAGCGCCUCCGCCUGGCCGACGGGGAGCUCGGCCGCCGCCGCGGAGUCCUCAAGAUCAAGAUCAAGGAGUACGGCGACGAGGAAGUCGGCGCGGGCCUGGUCGUCUGGAGCACAGGCCUCAUGCCAAACCCCUUGAUCGCCAAGCUCGCCGCCAAGCGGCUUCCCCUCCCGGGUGCCAACCCCCUCAGCACCUCGCCGCCCACAACCCGGCACCUCCUCCGCGACGCCCGCACCGGCGGCAUCCUGACCGACGCCUACCUGCGGGCGCGCACGACCACCAGCACAAGCGAGCCGGGCUCCGCCCCGGAGCCGGACGGCGUCCUCGAGGACGUCUACGUCAUCGGCGACUGCGCCGUCAUGGAGAACGACCGGACACUGCCCAAGACGGCGCAGGUGGCCUCGCAGCAGGCGACCUACCUGGCCAAGGCCUUGAACCGCGCUGCCGCGGCCGGCGGCGGGGGCGGGGCGGAGGACAAGCCGUUCCGGUUCCGCAACUGGGGCACGCUGACGUACCUGGGCAGCUGGAAGGCCAUCCACCAGAGCCAGGCGGACGAGUUGAAGGGGUGGGUCGCUUGGGUAGUAUGGCGGGGCGCGUACCUGACCAAGAGCAUGUCGUGGCGGAAUAAACUGUUGGUGCCCAUCUAUUGGGUCGUGUCGUGGAUUUUUGGGAGGGGGAUUAGUCGCUUCUGAGUCGAUCCUCCAAGCUGGAUGGUAAUGGUGAUGGGUAACUGCCAGAUGUCUCGCGGGGUAGUAAUGUGCUCUGUGGUUUUGUGUUUUUGGGGCAGUCAGCAGGCAGCAGGCAGCAGGAAGAUGGAUUCCUGCCCUUUGCAUGAGAGACAAAAGCCUUUAGAAGGGAGUGGUUGGAGGUUGGCAUCUUCUUUCUCCCCUCACUCCUACUCAAAAAGAA
This is a messenger RNA of Thermothelomyces thermophilus ATCC 42464, 1998 nucleotides long. RefSeq lists its product as uncharacterized. The record is from RefSeq and is a predicted model, not a curated record. The transcript has 2 exons. Gene Ontology annotation, molecular function: NADH dehydrogenase activity. The coding region runs from base 210 to 1781 and encodes 523 amino acids. Lineage: Eukaryota; Fungi; Ascomycota; Sordariomycetes; Sordariales; Chaetomiaceae.